GUUAAUGAUUAUUGUGAUGAUUUAUCUCGGUGAGUUUGGUCCCGCAUUUUUGUGAAUUUUGUGCUGAGUCAACAUAUGCAAGUGCUUUGCGCACGCGUACAGAUGCAUAACGCGAAGGAGCUAACGAACUCGACGUACCGCCUUUGUGCUGUCAGAACAGCGAGUGCCUUCCGGACGACGCAGCGCUCGUCAUUGCAGGCCAAGUUCCCCUAUGUGAACUGGUGCGGGAGCCACAGAACCAAGACCGAGGUGAAGAGGAGUGCCAGGAUGCAGAGCGUCGACAACUGGCAGGCAGCCUGGGACAACUCCAGCAAGGGACGCUGGACGCUGGACGCAAGGGUAAAUAGGAAGCACGGCCAGGUAGAUUUCUACCUCACGCAGGCGCUGAGUGGACAUGGUUGCUUCCGAAGCUUCCUUAAGCGCUUCGGACACGACACGGAGAACGGUUGUCCAGAAUCCGGCAGUGGGAUUGUUGAGGACGAUCAGCAUGUCCCAUUUUAAUGUCACCGCUUCGGGUCUGAUCGCCAAAUGCUGAUGAAGACCACCGGGGCAAGGGUUCGGCCAGCGACGGCAGCCUACGCAGCGAGUGUACUGCGAACGCUGCGUCGCAUCGAGAAUGAGAGGAGAGAAGCUACAGCCUAGGUGGCUACCAUUGCGCUAAGCAAUACCUUGCGGUGAUACCGCGCAAUCACGGCCCCUACUCUUGUUGCUUGUACUUA
Drosophila suzukii is the source of this 719-nucleotide messenger RNA. Lineage: Eukaryota; Metazoa; Arthropoda; Insecta; Diptera; Drosophilidae. The record is from RefSeq and is a predicted model, not a curated record.